This is a messenger RNA of Zophobas morio, 1664 nucleotides long. RefSeq names its product calcitonin gene-related peptide type 1 receptor-like. Gene Ontology annotation, cellular component: plasma membrane. Gene Ontology annotation, molecular function: peptide hormone binding; G protein-coupled peptide receptor activity. Bases 48 to 1601 code for a protein of 517 amino acids. NCBI's taxonomy places the organism in Eukaryota, Metazoa, Arthropoda, Insecta, Coleoptera, Tenebrionidae. The record is from RefSeq and is a predicted model, not a curated record. The transcript has 8 exons. Gene Ontology annotation, biological process: cell surface receptor signaling pathway; adenylate cyclase-modulating G protein-coupled receptor signaling pathway.
AAAUUUUUGUUAUAGUGGUCGUUGUUAUUAAUAAUAAUUGGUAAAUUAUGAUGGUUUCAAAACUUUUUGCAGUGAUUGUCAUCAGUAUCUUGACAAUUUUUUCAACAUAUGUAUUAGGAAAUGAGAAGAUAUGUAGAUUUAUGACCCCGAGACUUGAUGGUUUAAUACGUCUCCAGGCUCGUAGUUUAUGGAAUCCAUUAACUGGAUAUUUUUGCUACAACUAUACAGGAGAUUAUCGUUUAAAUUUUAUAUAUCAAACUGAAAUUAUAGAAAUUAAUGGCUCUGCGAUCAAUGUUACAUGGAUUGAUAACAAUUCUUAUUUCUUGUAUGACUAUACAAAUGAAACGUCGUUAGACUACAUUCGGCGCUCUUUCAAAAAAGACAUAUUUUUUGAAAAAUGGAAAACUUGCUGCCGCGAAGCUGCUCACUGCUGUGAUGUCCAUAUGACAAGUGAAAAUAUUUAUCCAAAUAUCGACUAUCCUUGUCCAGCUGUCUGGGACAGCUGGACAUGUUUUCUCCCUGCAAAGGCUGACACCAUAUCGAGAGAACUGUGUCCAACGGUGACCUUUUCAGCCGAAACCCGAGCAUGUGAAUUGUUCAGUAAAAAAACGUGCUUUUCUGGUGGCUACUGGAACCCUACCACAGACUAUGAAACCACUUGUGCUCUUGCCCCAAUUCUUCUCCCUCGCCAUGAUUUCCACGUCACAAUUUUGGCAGUAUCAGCAGCUUUAUGUGUACCUGCUGUACUAAUAUUUUUUAGUUUUCGAAAUUUCCGUCAAAAAGUGAUGUUUAUUUUGCACAGGAAUUUAAUUUUGGUUAUCGUAGUGAGAAAUUUGUUGACUAUUAUGUCUAAGGAAAUUAUCUUGAAAGAUGAAUUGAUAUCUGCAGAUCUGGAUACAGUGAUGAGCAGAAAUAGUGUAUCUUGCAGGAUUUUGGCUUUUUUCGAGAACGUGGCCAAAAAUGGAAUUUUUAGUUGUAUGUUGGCUGAUGGUUUCUACUUGCAUAAAUCCAUCGUCAGACCGUUUACUGCUGACCCGAAGCUUGUUUUUAUAUAUUCUGCAGUUUUAAUAUUUUCAUUUUUACCAUCUUUGGUAUGGGCUCUUCUGAGAGGUUUAGAUCAUGGGACUCACUGUUGGAUGGUCGAUAAUUCUAACCACCAGUGGGUUUCAGAUGGAUUUCGUUUAGGCAUUUUAGGCAUAAACACUUUUCUCUUGCUGGAUAUUAUAAGAGUUAUAGUGAUGAAACUGAGAGACAGGGGAAUUUCUGAACAAGCCAAGACAACAUUUCGAGUGACUUUAUUUUUAAUUCCACUUUUUGGUAUCCACAUUAUCGUCAUUUCAAAUCGUGACAUAGUACCCAGCAACACGUGUUCAGCACAAGAUAUAUAUUAUUACAUCAGCUACAUGUUAGAGGGAUUUCAAGGAAUAAUUGUAGCUUUUCUAUUUUGUUACACCAAUUCUGAGGUACAUCAUGAAUUAAUGAAUGCCAUGAGGAAGAUAUAUAUUUCUUUCCAACAACGUUUAGACAAUAAUUUGAAUAACAAAAAUUUGGCGAAAAGAAGACCUACAACAGCAACUUACGUUGAAUCGGUAUCUGAUUGAGUCGCAUUUUUGUUAAUUAAUAUAUUUUUUUAUUUCGAAAAUACUUAUAUCAUAUAAUUACCA